Messenger RNA from Phacochoerus africanus (Common warthog), 1230 nucleotides. It is a transcript of the gene UPP1, whose product is annotated as uridine phosphorylase 1. NCBI's taxonomy places the organism in Eukaryota, Metazoa, Chordata, Mammalia, Artiodactyla, Suidae. Gene Ontology annotation, biological process: nucleotide catabolic process; uridine catabolic process. Gene Ontology annotation, cellular component: cytosol; cytoplasm. The record is from RefSeq and is a predicted model, not a curated record. The transcript is spliced from 8 exons. Gene Ontology annotation, molecular function: uridine phosphorylase activity. Bases 239 to 1168 code for a protein of 309 amino acids.
GCCUGGCGCGCGCAUAUCUGCCGGGACUCCGCUCGCUCGCCCGCACCUCUGGGACCUGCGGAGGAGCGCCGCCCCUCGCCCCGCGCUCCACGAGCCCGCAGAGCUGCUCUCGCUCGGCCCCAGGUCGCAUCUUUGUGGCCGGAGGCGCACACGUGUGGCGGUCCCUGCGCGGUGAAGGGUCUUCGGCCGGCGCUCUGCUUUCGGGAAGCAUCUUGCCGGGUCCUGCCUCAGUUGAGAGAUGGCCUCUGCAGGGGCUGAAACAAAGAAACUUGGAAAUGACAAUGACUUCGUACGGCUGAGCAAUCCCCACUUAGCAACGAUGAAAGAAGACGUUCUGUACCAUUUCAGCCUCAGCACAGGCACCCACGAUUUCCCGGCUAUGUUUGGAGAUGUGAAGUUUGUGUGCGUCGGGGGAAGCCCUUCCCGGAUGAAAGCCUUCAUCGAGUACGUGGCCGUGGAGCUGGGCCUUGACGUCCCAGGCGCAGACUAUCCCAACAUCUGUGUGGGCACCGACCGCUAUGCCAUGUUUAAAGUGGGCCCGGUGCUGUCUGUCAGCCACGGGAUGGGCAUCCCCUCCAUUGCCAUCAUGCUGCACGAGCUCAUCAAGCUGCUGUACCACGCGCGGUGCUCCGGCGUCACCAUCAUCCGCAUCGGCACCUCUGGCGGGAUAGGUCUGGAGCCUGGCUCUGUGGUCAUCACCCGGCAGGCGGUGGACCCCUGCUUCAAGCCAGAGUUCGAGCAGGUGGUCCUCGGGAAGCGGGUGGUCCGCAGCACCCACCUGGAUGAGCUGCUGAUGGAGGAGCUGGCGCAGUGCUCCGCGGACCUGGGCGAGUUCCCCACGGUGGUGGGCAACACCAUGUGCACCCUGGACUUCUACGAAGGGCAAGGCCGCCUGGACGGCGCUCUCUGCUCCUACGCGGAGAAGGAUAAGCAGGAGUACCUGAACGCGGCCCACGCAGCUGGCAUCCGCAACAUCGAGAUGGAAUCGUCCGUCUUCGCCGCCAUGUGCAACGCCUGUGGCCUCCGAGCGGCGGUGGUGUGUGUCACCCUUCUCAACCGCCUGGAAGGCGACCAGAUCAGCAGCCCCCACGAGGUGCUGGUUGAGUACCAGCAGCGGCCCCAGCGGCUGGUGGGCCACUUCAUCAAGAAGCGCCUCUCAGCAGCCUGAGGUCCCUCAUCUCUGGACACGAGUGGUGUUAUUGCUGCAAAUAAAAUCAUCACCACAAUCUC